This is a messenger RNA of Seminavis robusta, 1245 nucleotides long. NCBI's taxonomy places the organism in Eukaryota, Bacillariophyta, Bacillariophyceae, Naviculales, Naviculaceae. The record is from the annotation of a GenBank genome assembly.
AUGCCACCCACCCCUAGCCCAAGUGAGACACCCAGUGAGAUACCAACAACUGAUCCCACCCCAAUUCCUUCGGAGACACCAUCGACUGUUCCUACGCCUAGCCCCUCUGAUUGGCCAUCAGAACCACCAACAACACCUCCCUCAGAAUCACCCUCAACAGUGCCCUCUGUUCCGCCUUCAGACCACCCAAGCUAUACACCAACGGGAAUUCCAACGCCAAGACCAUCAGAAAGUCCCUCUGAUGUGCCCUCAGAUGUUCCUUCUCCUGUUCCCUCUUCGCCACCAACACCCAGCCCAAGUGAAACCCCUAGUGAAAUCCCCACUACUGAUCCGACUCCACCUCCAUCUAGGUCACCAUCAGUCCCUCCAUCCACUCCACCUUCUUGGAUACCAACACUUCAUCCAAGCAUUUCACCAUCCAAUGUCCCAUCUGCACCACCUUCCUCUCCACCCUCUGAGCCACCAAGUGAAACCCCCACAAGUGAUCCAACAAUGCCACCAUCUAGUCCCCCCACAUCACAUCCAUCGAUUUCGCCUAGCAGCACGCCUUCUUCUGGCCAUCCUAGCCAGAUGCCAACAACAGAACCAUCAGUUGUACCAACAGAUCGCCCAAGUGCGGGGCCAUCGAAUGAUCCAACGGUUGAGCCAACCACCCCACCUUCAUCAGAUCCAUCGGAAUCGCCUAGUAACACACCCUCUUCUGGCCACCCCAGCCAGAUGCCUACUACAGAGCCAUCUGUUGUACCAACCGGCCAUCCCAGUGCAGAGCCAUCAAAUGACCCCACGGUGGAGCCAACCACCCCACCUUCAUCAGAUCCAUCAGUGCCACCUUCCAUAUCCCCUUCUGACAUUCCAAGUACAAGGCCAACUGGUGUACCAACAAGACCACCAACAAAGGUUCCAAGUGUACCACCUUCAAGAGUACCUUCUGAAAGCCCAAGUGAAGAGCCCACAACUGUCCCUACAAAGCCACCCUCUGAAAGCCCUUCAACCAUUCCAACCAGAGUGCCAACACAGCCUCCCACAACCACUCGACCUUCAGAAUCCCCCAGUGAUGAACCAAGUGUGAUCCCAACAACUCCACCCUCACUGUUCCCUUCUGUCCCACCCAGCGUAGGUCCUACAAGUGUGCCAACGAAGCCUCCCACAAAUAUUCCCAGUGAACCCCCUUCAGACACCCCCCAUCAAUUCCUUCAGGUGCCCAGUGAGACUCCCUCUAGGGACCCAACAAUGAUCCAUCAUUAG